AUGCCGCCUUCGCUCAAUGGCCAUGGGCCUGCUAGCCCUGCUUCAUUUGGCUUCUCAGACGCUGACCUAACAGCCUUCACCAGGCGUUUCGAACAUUUUCAACAGUUUGAAGAGGAGAAGACGCAGUUCUUGGCAGAGAUUGUUACUCGUUACGAAUACCUGUAUCAGCAGUACCAGGCAUUAGCAAUCGAACACGAACGCGACCGCGUAUGGAUUACUGCAUGGAAAAACGAGAAGAUGCAGUACGAAAAUAAGCACAAUCACAUGCUGCGAGAGAUGGUAAUUCCACCCCAAUACACAUCCUCGACAACGACUCCAGCAGCAAGCAAGGCAACUGGCUACUUGAGUAUGGAGAAGAAGCUGAAACUAAGAAAACAGUCCGAUAAUCCAUUCAUCACAGUACUCAUUGACGGCGACGGCAUGAUUUUUUGUGACAAAUAUCUUGGUGACGGUGAACAAGGUGGCCGUCGCGCUGCUUUAGAUCUCUCCGCUGCUGUCCAAGAAUACGUUGACAACGAAUGUAACGAUAUCCCCUACGGAGCCCGUAUCGUCUGCCGCAUCUAUGCGAACGUGCGGGGCCUCGGCGACGUGCUUGUACGCAAAGGAGUCUACCAAGAUCCCUCGGAGUUUGAAAAGUUUGUGCGCGGCUUUACACGGGGCAGAGCGCUAUUUGACUUCAUCGAUGUUGGCGCAGGAAAAGAUCGUGCUGACGAAAAGAUCAUAGAAUCAUGCAAGCUAUACAGCCAGGACUAUCAUUGCCGUCGGGUUCUCUUCGGUUGCUCGCACGACAACGGUUACGCGCGAAUGCUAGAGGAAUGCUCUGAUCGUCCUGGGCUGGUCAACAAGAUCAUUCUUCUCGAAGGCGUCCCGUUUGAGAAGGAGCUCGUAAACUUGCCAUAUGACACGAAGAAAUUUCCUGGGAUCUUCCGCGAUAAAAAGAUCGUGUUUUGGGGGGCUCCUAUAUAUAGUGGCGGUCUUCCACCAGCAUUUAUUCCUGCCCGCAGGGUCGAUUCGAAUGACAGCUCGAAGGCAUCUGUAUCAUCGACAGGCCUCCCUAGCCGGUUCCCACCUCCAGCAAAAUCUCCAGUCAUGGAUAGCCCUCUGCCGAGCCGGGCUACGAUGAUGGGACUGCCUAGAACGCCAUCAACAUCGACACUGGCCUCGGACGGCAUGAUUACAGCAACCAAGCCAGUGCUUCCGAUGAACUGGGCUGCCAAGGUCUCUGCUCCACCGCCUCCUGUCAACCACUCAUCUCCCACAUACAAGCCGGCUAAUCGCGAGGAAGACUACGACAAGAUCGAAGUGGACCGCGUCAAGAAGAUGAAGAUGUGCAACGUCCAUUUCCUCCGGAACGAGUGCCCUUACGAAAAGAACUGUACGCACCUCCACGCCUACAAGCCCACUGAAAGCGAGGUGGCUACCCUCCGUCUCGUCGCUCGCAUGGCACCUUGCAGCAACGGUAGCGGUUGCCAGGAUAUUAGGUGUAUCUAUGGCCACUGUUGCCCGGCGCCCCAUAAAACCCAUCAUGUCAAGGGCACGAAGAACUGCAUUUUCGGCGACUCGUGCAAGUUCCCGAUUGAGCUGCACGACAUCGACACCAACGUGGUCAAGACGCUGGUUAUUCGCUAG
Molecule: messenger RNA, 1629 nt
Organism: Alternaria burnsii
Lineage: Eukaryota; Fungi; Ascomycota; Dothideomycetes; Pleosporales; Pleosporaceae
Exons: 6
Coding region: 1-1629 (542 amino acids)
Molecular function (GO): metal ion binding
Source: RefSeq, a predicted model, not a curated record